This is a messenger RNA of Phytophthora nicotianae INRA-310, 2024 nucleotides long. RefSeq lists its product as hypothetical. The record is from RefSeq and is a predicted model, not a curated record. NCBI's taxonomy places the organism in Eukaryota, Oomycota, Peronosporomycetes, Peronosporales, Peronosporaceae. The transcript has 2 exons. Bases 117 to 2024 code for a protein of 635 amino acids.
CCGUUCGGGAACCAAGUUGGUUCGUGUGGAAUGCACCGACUGCCGAAGUGGCCGCGUCACUUUCGAUUCCGAGCGUUUUGCCACUCAUUUGUUCAUUGCCACGUUUUUAGCGAGGUAUGCAACUUCCGCUCGUGCUAGGCCUCGCGGCGCUGGGCAUGCAGCGUGUAGCCGCACUGGACGUGAGUGUAUGCGGUGACGCCACCUAUGCGCUAUCAGAGUCCAGAGGAGCCCUGUGUUCAGGUGCGGGUUCUGCACCUGCAGGCACGGCCUGCCCACUACGAGGCGACGUGGCUGUGGCAGACUGUCAUAACAAUCUCGCAUCCUAUCUGGACGGGUCCUGCGUCGCACCCGAAGACGCUGAAUGCCGCAUCGUCACUGGAUCCACUUGGGGUUGUGUGUUGCCGUCCGUUGGCUGUGGAGACGAAAGCAGUACACCAGAGGCAACACCGGCAGCGACAGUGCCGAUUGAGGAGGACGGAAGCUGCCCGACAUGGGAGUUCGAUGGAAAGGACGACGUGGUGGAAAGUAUUGACACGAGUUCUGCCUUCGAUGGCAACGAGGACUAUGACGAGAGCUGGUUCACGCAGACCACGACGGUGACGGAGCUGUACGACUGCGGAGAAGUACCGGACACUACCGAGGCCCCGGUCACGAGCGCACCCGAGACCGCGACGCCGGCGACACAGACUCCAGUGACGGCGUCCCCGCCAACCGAGACGCCAGUGACGGAGCCUCCUUCAACCGGAACUCCGGUCAUCGAAGCCCCGAUAACGGAGUCACCAGUGACGGAAUCUCCCUCGACCAAGGCCCCACCGACUGAGUCUCCAUCGACAGAAUCGCCAGUGACUGAUACGCCGGGGACAGAGCCCCCAGUGACGGAGACGCCUGCUCCUGAGUCACCUGAGACGGAAGCACCAGUGACAGAGUCUCCAAUAACGGAGAACCCAGCGACCGAGCCUCCAUCAACGACGUCGCCGACUACUCCAGAGCCAACGACGAAGACUCCAUCGACGACGACGCCUACUACCUCGCAACCAAGUACAGAGACUCCGUCAACGACGUCGCCCACUACUCCAGAGCCAAGCACAGAGACUCCAUCGACAACUUCGCCGACAACACCACAGCCAAGCACAGAGACUCCGGCGACAACUUCGCCAGCUACUCCGGAGCCAGCGACGGAAACUCCAGCGACAACAGAGCCAUCAGCGCCAGGGCCAACGACGGAAACCCCAGUGACGACGGCGCCGGGGACUCCAGAGCCAACUACAGAGACUCCACCGACUGCGCCGACAACCCCGGAGCCAACGACGGAAACCCCAGUGACGACUGCGCCGACUACCCCGGAGCCAACGACGGAAACCCCAGUAACAACGGCGCCGGUGACGCCAGAGCCAACUACAGAGACUCCAGUGACGACGGCACCCGUCACCUCGGAGCCUACUACACAGAUGCCUUCAACUGAUAUUCCAGUAACUCCAUCUACGGAACCAACCCCAGCACCGACGACGGAGGAGCCUUAUACGCCAGGCCCGACCACGGACGAACCAACGCCGGCACCGACGACGGAGGAACCCACGCCAGCUCCUACAACGCCCGAGCCGACACCGGCACCGACGACGGAGGAGCCUUAUACGCCAGGCCCGAAGACUCCUAAGCCAACUCCAAGUCCAAAGACUCCGAAACUCUCUUCUCCCUCAAAUAAUUCGAAGCCCCCGUACAACCAGGGCGGUCAAUGGCAGUACCAGCAAUCUGAGCAAACGGUGGAGUCCACCACAGCUUAUACGAGUGGAGGGGAAUCUCAGACGGUGUCGUUUGCAGCAGCAGACAGCGCUGACUCGGCUAGCAGGGACAACUCUGAAGAAGUGUGGGUUGCUGUCAUCGGCAGCUUUGUUGCGGUUGCGGGUAUCGCCGGUGUGGCUUUAUACGCGAGAAAGAAGCGUCGCCGCGAGAACAGGGGGCUCAGUCCCACUAACGAGUACGCCAUGCACCCGAUCGUGACACCUCAAUGGCCUAGGACGGAUUAA